AUGGCUUCCGAAGAUGGCAUAGCAGGCCAAGGGGAAGCUGCAGAGGAGACGGAAAAGGUGGAUGAAGGUCCAGUGAAGGAUGCUGAUGGCUGGGAGGACAUGAUGGACGGGAAAGUCCGAAAGAGAACGGUGAAAGUCGGGAAAGGCGAUGCAGUGGACCUGCAACGUGAUGUGCUCUGCAGCUUUGAUGUCCGUUUGUCCUUGGAUGGAGAGAUUCUCCAGAGGCGGAAGAACAUUCGCUAUCGUAUAGGAGAGUCGGAAGCCAUUCCGGGCCUGGAACUGGCCCUUCGACACAUGUUUCUCGGUGAAGAGGCAGACGUUUUCUGCAUCAGUCGCUUUGCAUGGGGCCCUGCGGGAUGCAAGGCAGCUGAAGCCCAGGAAAAAGAUGUGCCAGAAGAUACAGAUGUGUAUCUGAAUGUGAAGCUGAUUGACAUGUAUCCAGCAAGCCCAGAGGAUGACAGCCAGAAGAACUGGGCUCAUCGUGUUCAGGAGCUGGAGUGGCGGAGGACCAACGGCAACGAUCACUACCGGCGCCGCAACAUGCAACUGGCCGCGCGCUGUUACGAGAAGGGCAUGGAGGUCUUCCCUGAGACCCCGGUCCAAGCACCUACCUCGGUGGGAUUGAGUGGAAAGGCUGCAGCAGCUGCAGUGACCAAGACCAUCGCUGACGUUGCGUCAAACCUCUCUGCUGUCUACUUGGAACAAGGCCGUGCGCGCGAUGCCUCAGACCACGCGAAGAUCGCGGUGGAUCUGGUACCCAAACACGCCAAGGCCAUUUUUCGCUUGGCGAAGGCCUCCUUUUUGCUGGGGGAUUUCGAGGAGUGCCAGGCGCGGAUCAACGAGUUGCAGGGUCUUCAACCUGAGGAGGACGCAGCAGUGAAGCGAUUGGUGGCAGAUUUGGAGCGUGCCAGGACAAAGCAUGCCUCCAAAAGCAAGAAAUUGGGAGCUGCACUUCUGGAAGCUGCGGGUGAAGGUCGGGAAUAUGUCGAGAAGCCGCCGCCGGAAGAGCCACCAACCUUUCUGCAGGAGUUGUUGGAGCCCAUGAUCCCCAGCAAGAAGCAGGUGAUUCUGCUUGGCGCCUUGGUCAUGCUGUCGGCCCUGGUGAUCUUCUUCGCUCCGCAGAGGCAUCGGCCGCAGGUGGUGAUCAUCUCCCUGUUGGCUUCGACUUUGAUCUUCGCAAUCUACACCGCGGUGACGCAGGCGGACGCGGACAUUGCGGAGGCCAAGAAGAAGUGA
Molecule: messenger RNA, 1236 nt
Organism: Cladocopium goreaui
Lineage: Eukaryota; Dinophyceae; Suessiales; Symbiodiniaceae
Source: the annotation of a GenBank genome assembly